Molecule: messenger RNA, 606 nt
Organism: Nicrophorus vespilloides
Lineage: Eukaryota; Metazoa; Arthropoda; Insecta; Coleoptera; Silphidae
Product: transcription factor SOX-1-like
Exons: 2
Biological process (GO): regulation of DNA-templated transcription; cell differentiation; anatomical structure morphogenesis
Molecular function (GO): RNA polymerase II cis-regulatory region sequence-specific DNA binding; DNA-binding transcription factor activity, RNA polymerase II-specific
Source: RefSeq, a predicted model, not a curated record
UUAUAUCGUGAACACAUAUACACACAUUAUACAUUAUUUUACAUUUGAGAAGCAAGAAGCGUUUGCGAAACGUGAUCAUCAUCAUCAACGUUAUUAUUUUUAUUUGCACGCUCUUUUUUACCCUUCCGGUCGCACCCUCGCAGGGGGUCUCACCUGCAAUCAAUCGCCGAUACAGGGCGAAAGAUUUACCGAUUCAGAAUUGAGGAACAAGAACAGUGCGCGCGAGUGGGAUCGAGUUACUUGACAAUAUUUAUUUUAAGUGUUUCUUUUCGUUCGUCCUUUGAUUUUUUACUGUGCGGUGGUAAAUAAACGGCCUCAAAAUUGAUCUGGAUCUACAUCGGCAGGCCACCAACGGCCACUUCAUUAGGUCGACGAUGGGCGACGGAGGUUUCAGUGCAGCCGAGGGGCUCUCGAGGAUGGCUUCACUGGGUGGAGCCGGUAUCGGGAUGCCCCAAGGGAUGUCCGUUCCUCAAGGGAUGGCAAAGAAACAAGAGGAUCAUAUCAAAAGACCCAUGAAUGCGUUCAUGGUUUGGUCGAGACUGCAGAGACGAAAAAUCGCUCAGGAGAAUCCUAAGAUGCACAACUCAGAAAUCUCCAAGAGACUUG